Zea mays is the source of this 1367-nucleotide messenger RNA. It is a transcript of the gene bZIP45, whose product is annotated as light-inducible protein CPRF-2. Gene Ontology annotation, cellular component: nucleus. Gene Ontology annotation, biological process: positive regulation of DNA-templated transcription. Lineage: Eukaryota; Viridiplantae; Streptophyta; Magnoliopsida; Poales; Poaceae. Gene Ontology annotation, molecular function: transcription cis-regulatory region binding; DNA-binding transcription factor activity. The record is from RefSeq and is marked validated.
CUGGAAGAGACUCUGCCAACUUUUUUUUUUUUUUGCCCUGGUGCAUCUGCAUCAACUUGUUCGUUUCUCUCUCGUAAAAAAAACUCACUGUCGUAAACGUUUUCGUCAAUUGAUCCAUGAUAGACUAACGUGGUGUAGAUGUCACAAAUCCUCUCCGAGGUGAGUCACCGCUGCAGAUUUAUGAUCAACUCAACGCUCCGGCGAGGCACCCAUCUUGUUCUCUCUUUCUCCGUUGUGUUCCUCUAUUGGUUCUAUGUGUUCUCAGUAAGAUCCUAACCACCAAUACAACAUACUAGUAUCAUAUCCUUGGAAAUUAUAAGCCUCUACAUACAACAACUUAAUUAGUCAGAGGAAAGCUUUCAAGUCUAGAUAUAACCCCAAGUAUCUUUUGAGGAUGACCCUGUCCGGUGGGGCCUCGUCUGGGUCUAGUCAUGGGACCCGUAGCUUGGGGUCAGAGGGUGACAUGGUGCACCGGAUGGAGCUCAUGCGCAAGAGAAGGAUGGAGUCAAACCGGGAGUCCGCGAAGCGAUCGAGGCAGCGGAAGCAGCAACAUCUCGACGACCUCAACUCGCAGGUGAAUUUGACACAAAGCAAAAGUCAGAUGAAAAAAACGAGACUUGUGCUUCAGGAUAUGCUGAAGCAAGCAAACUCCGAUAAUGCGCGGUGCCCCUUAAUUUCUCAGGGUCCACCACCCAAUAAAAUUGAUUCAAAGUAGGCCAUUCCAACCUAAGCAAAGAACGAUGCACGACGUGCCACCGUCGAAAUCUUUCUCAAAAAAAGGGAAAAAAGGGAAAAAAAUUCCACACCAAUUCAUUGGCUGUCUCGGCAAAAUCAACACGGUCAUAUAUAUAUCAAUCAUUUUUUUUCUUCUUCUUCUACCCGACGUCGCGUUUAUAUCGGAAUAAUUGAAUCGUCUUCUGUAUAAAAUAAAACAAAACAAAACAAACAGGUGGACAAGUUGAGGACGACGAAACAGCAACUCAUGGUAGCACUGAACAUGACCAGCCAGAACUACGCGGCAGCAGCAGCUCAGAACUCGGUGCUGCGCACCCAGAUGAUGGAGCUGCAGAGCAGGCUCUGCGCACUGCGUGAGAUCAUAUGCCAUAUGUACGCAACAACAACGAAUGUCCAUCCAGCAACUGUCAUGGGCGGUGCUGCUACCUACCAUACUUUUGGCGAAACUGCGUGGAACUCUGGCAGCUGCAGCAUGCAAAUGGUCGACCACUUGUUGCACCAGUGCUUCUAGGCUCUAGCUACGUACAAGGAGGUAGAGGCCAAGACAAACAAAGGCAUGCAUAUAUAUGUAUUCCAUGUUUUGUAAGUAGUGUGUACGUCAUUUGAUUUAAUGUAUAAAAGGGUUUGUGAAA